GACGCGCGCGUGCCCGGGCCGCGGCGCCAUGGGGGAGGCGCCGGCGGCGGAGCUGGACACCGUGCUCGGUGGCGGAGGCUGGGACGUGGCCGAGAGGUACGACUGCUGCCCGCGGCCCGCCGGCCCGGCGCGGCUGCGCAGGAACGCCUGCUACGUGGUCCUGGCGGUGCUCUUCAACGAGCGGGACGAGGUGCUGCUGGUGCAGGAGGCCAAGCCCGAGUGCCGGGGCAAGUGGUACCUGCCCGCCGGCAGGAUGGAGCCCGGCGAGACCAUCGCGGCGGCCGUGCGGAGGGAGGUGCGGGAGGAGACGGGACUGGAGUGCGAGCCGCUCACCCUGCUGGCGCUGGAGGAGCGAGGGCCGGCCUGGAUCCGCUUCGUCUUCCUCGCGCGUCCCACCGGCGGCACCCUGAAGACGCUGCAGGAUGCUGACGCCGAGUCGCUGCAGGCCGCGUGGUGGCCCGGCGAGCUGUCCGCUCUGCCCCUGCGAGCCCCCGACAUCCUGCCCUUGCUGGACCUGGCUGCCCGCUACCGCCGCAGCCCCUCGCACCCCGCCACGCUGCCCCAGGAGCUGCCCUGCGCCCUCAUCUGCUUGCGGCUCCUCGUGGCCUUCGCCAGCGACGCCGGCGACCUGUGGGUGCUGCUGAGCACGGCCGGGACCCCCCACCUGCCCGUGACGGCCUGCGGCACGGCCGCCUCCGAGCUCCGUGGCGGGCUGCGCGUCCCGGUGCUCCGGCUGCUCCGGGACUGCCUGCCGCUGGCCCCGCCGAGCCCCGCGCCCCUGGGGCUGCUGGGGCUGCAGCACCGCGCCGGCGGCGCCGGCGGUGCGGACGGCGUUUGCUUCAACGUGCUGCUGAGCCUCCCGGCCGGCAGCCCCGGCGCCGGCCCCCCGGAGCUGCAGGGCCCCGCUUUCUGCUGGUGGCGAGUGGAGGAGGAGGGCCUGAAGGGCAGGAUCGCGCAGCGGCUUCGCGCGGCGGCCGUGGUGCCCGUCUACAGCUAGCUCCCAGGUCAGCAGCUCCGAGGGCUUGGGGGGGAGCAUGAUGGCAGCGCUGGGACACGGGCUGCUCUCCACCCCCCUGCGCUCGCCAGGACGGGGACGAAGCUCGAUGGGGCUUUCCGAGCCACCUCUGAACUGGGGACAGCGGUUGCAGACGGGUGAGUGGAGGCAGCCUCCGAGGUGGAGCUGUGGGAGCCCCGGGAUGCACCGGGAUGGUUUGGGGUGCUGUGUCCUUGCCAGGGGGUGGGGGAGCACUGGGAGCAAACCAGAGGCGAAUAAAAAGGGCCAUUGCAUCAUCGCA
Rhea pennata is the source of this 1295-nucleotide messenger RNA. RefSeq names its product nudix hydrolase 18 (gene NUDT18). Lineage: Eukaryota; Metazoa; Chordata; Aves; Rheiformes; Rheidae. The coding region runs from base 29 to 997 and encodes 322 amino acids. The record is from RefSeq and is a predicted model, not a curated record. The transcript is spliced from 5 exons. Gene Ontology annotation, molecular function: 8-oxo-dGDP phosphatase activity; 8-oxo-GDP phosphatase activity; magnesium ion binding.